This is a messenger RNA of Ichthyophthirius multifiliis, 7119 nucleotides long. RefSeq names its product PH domain protein. The record is from RefSeq and is a predicted model, not a curated record. Gene Ontology annotation, biological process: protein targeting to vacuole; protein retention in Golgi apparatus. The transcript is spliced from 10 exons. NCBI's taxonomy places the organism in Eukaryota, Ciliophora, Oligohymenophorea, Hymenostomatida. Gene Ontology annotation, cellular component: extrinsic component of membrane.
AUGAAAUAAGCAAAAUCAAUUAAAACUAGACAUAGAAUAAACAAACAUUUUGGUAAAAAGUCAAAUAGUUCUUCUCAAGAAUAUGUUAAAAAAGAAAAUAAUAAGAAGACGACAAUACUAACCAGGACUAGGUUUCUUAAAAUUAUAAAUUUUAAGAAUAAGAUAAAGAUUAAAAUUAAAAAUAUAUAAAAAAAAAAAAAAAAUUAGUUUUAAGUAAAAAAAAAAAAUAUAAAGAUAUUUAAAUAUAAAUAUUAUAUUUAAAAAAAAAGAAAACGAUACAUUAAUUUGGCCUUAAGAUAAUUUUCCACAAGAAAAGAAAUAAAAGAUUUAAUAAAUUAUGGUGCUUAAAACAAAGACUUAAAAAAUAAAAAUAGUAGUAAAGUUAUUGAUAAAAUUUUUACCAAUUUGAAUGAAGGAUACUCCUUAUGUGAUUUAAAAUUAGUUUUUGUUUCUUAACCAGAUGGUGAGAAAUUAAUAAAAAUAAAUCUUUUUCGCAAAAACUUGGUUUUUUUAAACGAUUUUGUAGAUGAUUUAGUUAAAUUUUUCCGAACUCCAUUUAAUGGUUCAGAUGAUAUUGAAAGUAAAUAUUUUUUCAAACAGCCAGAUUAUAAUAAUUAUCCUCCUAUGGUGGUUAAGAUUUUAGCCAAAGAUAUAUGGGCUAUAAUACAUGAAAAUCUAAACGACUAUUCUUAAAAUUGCCUUGCGAUUAAUUUAGAUGUGGACUAUUUAUAAGAGUGGAUAGGAGAUAGUUUUAUGGGACCAGGAAGUGCCUAUAUGGACAUAAAUGCAAAUUUAAAUAGGGUUUAAAUUUUUAAAUCUGAGUUUUUAUAUAAAGCCUAAUAGUAUCAAGGAAAUGGAAAUUUCACAAAUUAAGAAGUUGUGAUUAAAAUUGAUAAUAAUAAAAUACAUAAAUUUAGGAAUAUUAUUAUUUGCAUUUCUUAGGUAAAAAAAAUAAUCGGAAUUACUUCAUCUUUAUUUAACCCUUCUUAUUAUACAAUCCAUAGGGUUACAGAUUUCAGGUAAAUUAUAAAUGUAUAGAAUAGGAUUAGAUAUUCGAAUAAUAAAAUACAUGACAUAUUAUACAAUUAAAAAUAAAGUACAGAAAAUUUUUAUAUUAUAUCGAAUAAUUAAGAAAAAAUAAUUAAUUAUGAUUAAAUUUAAAAUUUCGAGCCUAUUAGGAUGUCUUGGGAGUAAAUUUAGGCUCAGAAUAUUUAAUUUUAGGAAAAAUGUAUAAAUGUAAUGAAAAUAUAAUUGUAAAGAUUUAAAAUCGAGGUAUUGAAAAAUUCUUUUGGAAAUUAAAUUUCUAAAAUAAAAAUUUCUAAAUUAAUUAUGAAAAAAAUCACAAAAUAUAAUAAUUAUUAUCUAGGACUUAAAGGAUGUUUAAAAAUAAAAUAUUUUAAUAAAAGGAAAUAAUUCUACGAGCCAUUUUUAGAACCUUGGACUUUUUUUAUAAGAAAAAAAUUAAUUGAUUCUUAGAUAAGUAUUUAAAAGCACUAAGAUAUAGAAUUAGAAAUAAAGAAUUUUGUAAAAUAAAAUAAAAUAAAAAAUGAAGAAUAACAAAGCAUUCCUGAAAGUGUAUAAUUAAAUGAAAAUUCUCUUAAUAUUAAUAUAAGUACUGCUUUUUUAGAAACAGCUAUUGAAACUGCAAAUAUAUACAGCGAACCUUAAAAUACAGAAGAUCCUUAUUAAAUUUAGAAUAAUUUGGGAUAUGGGGUACUUUUUACUAUAGGCGAAAAAAAGAAGAUUUAUAUUGAAAAUUUACUUUAGUAGUUUGUAGAAUCAGGAAAAAAUAAAAAUGUUUAGCCUAAAUUUACUUAAGAGAAAGAUUAAAAUAAUAAUCCUAUAAAAAAUAACAAAAGUAGAAAUUUUUUAGUAAAUUUUAUUAUUUUAAAUGAAGAAAAAGAUAAGAGACUUAAUAAUCUAGAAUAAAAAUAUAUGAAUAAUGUUAUAAAUUAAUUAUAGAAAUAAUUAAAUUAGCCUUAAAGAGUUUAAGGAAAUUAAUAAGAUUAUGCGAAAGCAAUGAAUUUUUUAAGUUAAUUUACUUUGAGAAAAAAUAAAACAUAGUUUAAUUAAACUUAAUAGGAAAGUCUUUCUAGUACUGCAGGUAAUGAGAAAAAUAUUAAAGGACGAAAAUUACUAAUUACUAAAAAUUUUAGCGAAUAUAGAACUAUUAAUAAUGUUUCCUUGGAUUUUGUAGGAAAGUAAUUCUAUGAAAUUGAGUCUAUUAAUUCUGAUUUAAAUAAUGAAGUAUAAAAAUAAAAUAAAGAAUAAUAAAAUAAAUUAAUGUAAAAUUUCAUGUUUACAAGCAAAAAAAGAUUACCUGGAUGGGAUAAACAUUAUUUUGUUUUAGAAACAAAUAUAGACCAAAAAUAAGGACACAAAAUGAUAAGAAUAUCUAGCUCUAUUAAUUUAUAUAAUAAUUUAAAUGAGAAUCUUAAAGUUUAUUUAUAUUUAAAUCCUACACAAAAAAAUUUAUAUUAAUUAAAAUAAAUAAACUAAUUUAAAAUUUAAACUUAAUCUAAAUAAUAAGUGGAAAUAAAUAAGUUUAAUUUACCUUUUAUAUAAAUUAAAAUGAAUAUAAAUGAUUUUGAAAAUAUAGAUGCUAAGCAUAAUAAAACUUAAACAAAAACUAUUUUCGAAGUAAAAAAAAAUUAAAACAUUAACAUACCUCUAUAAUAUUUGGAAAAAUUCGCCUUUAUUGGCUUUGAAAUUUCUGAAUAAGAUAAAAAAUAUUAGAAUGAAAAAAACUAACAACAAAAUGAAGAGAAAGACAUUAACUUUUAUGCUUUAAGUGACCUAAUUAGAAACAAUAGUUAUAUAUCAGAUUUUGAAACUGAUGAUGAGAAUAUAUUCGUGGACAUUUUGGGUUAAAUAGAAGACAAAAAUACACGUUUGGUACAUAAAUAAGAUGUUUAAAUAGAUACCCAAGAAAGUUUUUUUUUUAUUUCGACAAUAAAAAACCGAUAAAUAAUUUAGUCAACUUAUAAAACUAAAGAAACUGAAAAUUUUUGUUAUGAUACUAUUUUAGUAGUAAACCCAGUUUUAAAAAUAACAAACGCAACAGUUUUAAAUUUUUAAAUUUAAAUAGGUGAUUAAUAAAUAAAAAAAGUACUUUUUAUGGAUCAAUCUGUAAUUCCUUAUAAAGUUAAGUGGAGCCAAUAAGUGUAAUUAAGUAUAAAAAAAUAUGAUUAAAAAGAUGAGAAAACAACGUAAUAAAAUAAAUUUAUACAUAUAAAUGUUUUUCCAAUGAAAUUUAAAAAAACUGAAGUGCAUAAAUUAAGUGGAAAAGAUUUGGAUUUUUUCUUACAUUUUGAACAUAUUAAAAUUUCAAAACAUUGCAGGGAAAUUAUUAUGUAUAUUCCUUAUUUAAUUCAUAAUAAAUCUUAAUAGGAUUUAGUUUAUAGUGAUGGUCAAUAUCUCGCUUAUUAUAAAAAAUAUGAAAAAAAUUAAAAAUAUAAUAUUGCCAAUGAUAUUGAACAAAUAAAAGAAAACAAUAUGCAAAAUUCGAAUAUUCCUGUAGAUAUUUAAACCCUUUAUUAAAAUAAAGUAUAAGUGUUAUCAUCUUCAAAUAAUAUUAGAGUUAUGAAAUUCGCUUUUAGGGAUACUAAAACGGCUUUGGACUAUGAUUGGUCAUAAAAAAUUAGUCUAUAAUAAAAAAAUAAUGUCAAUAUUCCUUUAAUGAAUUAUAAUAAAAACGAAUUCGAGUUUAAUGUGAAUAUUAGAUAGUGUUAGGGGAGUUUUUAUAGGACAAAUAUUAUUGAAAUAAAACCAAAAUAUUAUAUUUUUAAUUUCACGAGUUAAACUUUGGAUAUUUUCUAAUAUUUAGAUGAUGAUAAUAAUGUAAAAAUUUUCACUUUAUAAUCUUAGAAAUCUAAGGAGUUCUUUUGGGUCACUAAAAGUUAUAAAAAAGCUAUUUAAUUGUAAAUUAUAGAUUUUAAUGAUAUAAAAGAUAAAUAAGAAACGUAACAACCGAAAAAAAAAUUUUCGAUUUCAAGAGAAAAAAAAAUAAAUGAUUUUGCUGUAAAACUUCCUUUUUUGUAAAAUUAAAAGAAAUAAUAUAAAUAUAUUACAGUUAAUAUUUUAUUUUAAGAUAAUGUAAUAUGUAUAAAACUAAGUGAAAAAUAAUAACCUCCUUAUAUUAUAUAUAAUUAAACAUCUCAUGAAAUAUUUAUUUAGCAAUUUAUUAAUAAUAAAGAUAAUAGACUAAUGUGUUGUGGAAGUAAAAAAAAAAACUUCACAACAGAAAGGAAAAUUAUUUUUCCUAAAUAAAGAAUUCGAUUUACUUGGGAUCACUGGAUUUUAGACAGUGAUAAAUAGAUAUAAGUUGAAAUCGAAUAAGUAAAAUAAGUUUAUAAUUUAGAUAAAUUAAAAAACUAUGAGCCUAUAACAUUAUAAAAAAGCGAUAAUAUAAAUAAUAAUAUCCAAAACUAGCUCUAAAAAUAAAAAAAUAAGCUUUUAUUUAAAAAAGGUUAUUUAAAUAUUUGCGAUAACUUCAAAAAUGUAUUCCGCUAAUAUUUCUGUGUAUUAGAUAUAAAUAAAUAAAAAAUAAAACUUUAUAUAAUUAAUGUAAAAUACUAAACAAUAAAAAUUUUAGGAGCAAAACUUGAAUAAAGCCGAAACGGUUUUUUGAUUACGACAAAUACUUAAAAAAUGUUCGAAGUAAAGAUUUAAAAUCAAUCAAAAGAAUAUAUUGAUUGGUAUAAUUGUAUUCAUUAGUCUAUAUUAGUAAAUACUCCUGAAAAGGUCGAUUUUAAAAUAGAACCUAGAAACGGGACUAUGGAAAUUACAUUUUUUGUUUAAAGAAUAGGUAUUUAUAACAAUAAUAACAAUAGUAAAAACAAAGUCGAGAAUGAAUUAAUUACCUAUGAUGAAGAUGGGAAACCUUUCCAAACUAAAAAUAAUAUUUUGAAAGUUUCUAUUAGUAAUAUGAUUGGAAUUAGUAUUAUUGAUAAUAAAACAUUUGAGUUAUUUUCUAUAUCUUUUAAGAAUUUGUAAUGUAUUUACUCUAAGAAUGAAAGAUAUAUAAAGGAAGUAAAAGACAAUGAUUAGGAAAAACUAAUUGAUAAUAAAUCUUAAAUUGAUGAAAUGGAAAAUAAUUAAGAUUAGUUUUAGAAUGAAUAAAUUAAAAAAAAAAACAUUACGAAAAAUAUUUAAAAUAAUAUUCUUUAAUUUAGUGUAGAAAAUAUUUUUGUUAAUAAUUAAAAUGAAAAAGCGUAAUUUCCUGUCGUAUUUGCCUCUGAUAAGAAAAAAACAGGGGAAAAUCCUCCGCCAUUUAUUUUCAUACAAGUGAACUGGAAAAAUAUAGAUAAUCAAGAAGUUUAAGAUGUGCAAGAAGAAAGACAAAAAAUAUAAUAAUCUAUUUAAUCUCCUUUAAUAUAAAAUGCAUCAAAUUUAUAAAACCAUCCUUAAAUAGUAACUAGUAAUAAAACACAUUAAAAUCUAAUUUCAUAACAAAUGAAUUAAAAAAAUAAUUUUAAAAUAAAUGCUAUAAAUAUAGAAUAACAUAAUGAUGAAACAAAAGAGAAUUAAAAUAUUUAAGAAUAAAUGGAAUCAUAAUAAUCACUUUAUUUUUAAGCCUAUCAUUAAAAAGAAUCUAUGUAAUGGAUUAACUCUUUAUAAGUUUACAUUGAUCAUUUUGAAAUUAGGAUAGAUUAAUAAAUUAUUUAAAGUUUUCUUAAAUUUAAAUCUUAAAUUGAUAAAGUUACUUAUCACACAAAUGAAGUUAAUAAGCCUUCUUAAGUUUAAAUGAUUUUAGAAAAUUUUAUUUUAGACUAAUUAGAUGAUGUAUUAUAAAAAAAUCUAAAAUAAAAUUAAACAAAUAGCAAAAAAGCUAUAUAUAUUAAGCAUUUGCACUUUCAGCCUAUUGACUUUUGCUUAACACUAAAUAUGUCAGAUAACUAGUAGAAUUAUGGAUCUUUAAAAUUAUCACCUUUAGCUGUGUUUCAAUAAUUUGGACUUGAAUUAGUUUCUAUUGAUUAAGCUAAUAUUAAAUUAAAUGCUUUAAAUCAAUCUCAUCUAUAUGAUACACCAUAAAAUAUUUAAACGAGAAUAUUUAAACAUUAUACUACUUAGUUUAUGAUUGAAUUAUAUAAAAUCUUUGGUAGUUUUCAAGCUAUAGGAAACCCUGUAAAACUUGUAAAUGAAAUAACUUCUAGUGUUUCCAAAAUGAUUUAUGACCCAUUAAAAGCUUUAACUAAAGGAAAUGGAAAAUAAGCAAUUGGAGAUUUCGCUCAAGGAGCUUUAACUUUAGUUUAAAAUACAAUACAAAGUGUAUAUAAAACCAUAAAAAAUAUUACAGGAUUUUUUGCAAGGAUUAUUGUAAAAAUGACUUUUCAUAAAAGAUAUUAAUAAGAUAGAUAAAUAAAAAUUAAUAGACAAAUUAAAAGCCUACAUGAUGGAUUAAUUAUUGGUGGAAAAAAUUUAAUUGCUGCAUUAAUUGAUGCUUUAACUGGAAUUAUAUAUAGGCCUUUGAAGGGAUGUAGAAAAAAAAUUAUUCUAGGAUUUAUUUUUGGCGUUUAUUAAGCUGCUGCUGGCUUAAUAAUUAAGCCAUCUAUUGGUAUUUAUGAUUAUUUAAUUAGUAUUUGUGAUGGAUUACUUAAUUAAGCUAUUUUUGAAGAACAUAUAAUGGAAAACAGAAGUAGACCACCAAGAAUAUUUCAUGAUAAAAUUGAUAAGUUUUAAUAUUAAUUAGUUAUAGGAAUUGAUAUAUUGACUAAAUUGAAGCUCAAACCUGAAAAAUAUGAAAGUAUAUUGUAUUAUGAUGAAAUUAAAGUACUUAAAAGAACUAUAAGGGAAAUUGUUUUGACUGAUCUAAGGCUUGUUUAUGCAAAAGUAAAUAUAAUAAAAUUUUAAAUUUAUUUUUAUUUUUUUAAAUAUUAGAAAAAUUCUUAAGUUGAAUUUUCAAAAGUGAUUUUGCAUAAAAUAAGAAAUGUAAUAUAUAAUUAAAAAAAAAAAAAGUUUAUAUUUUAAUAUGAUAUUCCUGUAAAAAAUGUUAUUGGAAAAAAAGUUACUGAAGUUACUAUUUUGUAUGAUGAUGAUAAAAAGGCGAGAGAUUUUAUAAAAAUUUUAAGGAAGCAUUUUAAAUAAUAAUAGAUUAUUGUAAAUUUUAUACAAUAAUGA